AUGAAGCCGUUAAUUAAACUCAUACAAUUCUCGUAUUUAUUGCGUGUCACAUUAGCCCUACUUGUGGGUAGGGACUUCUACAAUAGAACGUUGAACUCCAGAUUGAAUCUCCAGAGCUCCGAUUCACAAAAUCUUCUACUUCCUUUCAAUGUCACAAGGAUUCCUGGUAGCUCCGGAUCUCGCGAUGUUCGAAAGUUCAUCGAAAAUCAUUUCAAGAACCUAAGGACGCACUGGUCAUACGAACCAGAUUGCUUUACCGAGAAGGGUUUUGAUUUCUGCAAUUUGGUGUUCACUUUGGGACAAAAUGCUAGCAGCUAUUUAGUUCUCGGCGCACACUACGACUCUAAAAUCACGCCGGAGGGCUUCAUUGGAGCAGUAGAUAGCGCGGCAUCCUGCUCUAUUUUGCUUUACGUCUCUGAGUUCUUGAGUACCUAUUUUGAUCCAUCUUUCGACGAGUUUUGGUCGGAGGAUUCGCAUACGCUCACUGAAGCAUUCGAUGGGGUGAAAAUAGUCUUUUUCGAUGGGGAAGAGGCGCUGGAAAACUGGACCUCAGAAGAUUCGAUAUACGGUGCUAGGCACCUUGCUGCUGAUUGGAGUUCUAGUGGACUCAUGGACGACAUUGGCCUGCUGGUCUUACUCGAUUUACUUGGAAGCGCGGAAAAUCUGGAAGUACCAAGCUUCUUUCAAGCGUCGAAUGAGGAGUACAAGGCUUUGCUAUCAAUUGAGGCUCUCAAUCAAGAUGAAUUGCCACAUAAUGAGACUCUCUUUGAUGGCAGCAACCUUGGAUAUUUGGAAAGCAAUCGUGUAGUAAUCGGUGAUGAUCACCUUCCAUUUCUGGCUCGCGGCGUUUCCGUUUUGCACCUGAUUCCCCUGCCAUUCCCUUCUUACUGGCAUACGAUCGGGGACACCUUUCAGGAAAUUGAUGACACUAAAGUUCAGAAUUGGGCAAUUUUACUAUGCGAAUAUGCAGCGUCACGGACUGUGCCAAAAAUAUGGUAA
Molecule: messenger RNA, 999 nt
Organism: Lachancea sp. 'fantastica'
Lineage: Eukaryota; Fungi; Ascomycota; Saccharomycetes; Saccharomycetales; Saccharomycetaceae
Source: the annotation of a GenBank genome assembly